UACGUCGACCGUACAGACAUCAUGCUUAAUUGCUUCCUUCGAUGACGCAGCCCUUAGCCAGCGGCAUUUUCUCGGGAAAAUCACUCAGAAAAUUACUGUCCCCCUCCCCUCUCUCUCUCUCUCGCUUUCACACACGCAAGCGGGAAGCGGCUGUCACGAGAAAUCAAUGACAACAACGUACUCUUCCCAACCUGGAGGCGUUGUGAUGCCUGAGUCUCGCCGUCAACGAUGAAGACCACCGGCGACACUGCCCUCCAAGCCGCUGUCUCGUCCAAACCUCAUAACCUAACUCCAGAGUCGGAUCUUCCCCAGAGAGUGAAGACUCAGAAACCACCUCGGCGGAGAACUACCGACCGCGGAUACUCCUCCGCCGGAGAGAGGUUGCACAAGGAAGGAAACAGAGCUCCAGCGGGAAAGCGGAGCAGGCCAGGGACCCCUGGCCUACGCUGGAAGUUCGGCGGCGGAGAAAAAUGUGAAGAAAUUUCGUUAAGUGAAGGGAGGCAGUUGCCGGCGAAGUUCGCCGGAAAAAGUAGCCGAAAGGUAAGGGAAGCUGUGGUUUCGUCUAGGAAGCUUGCGGCGGUGCUGUGGCGGGUUCAGCUGCCAGGUAUGACUGUCGACGCCGGCCGCGGCAGCGAGAGGUCUACUCUGUCUGAGCACGGCAGGCUAGGGUUUAAGCAUGGAGAAAGCCAUAUUGGGGUGGCUUUUCUCAGUCAUCUCAAGGCCCAUGCUUAUAGUUCUUGUAACGCAAAGGAUCUAACGCAGAGUCCUCGUUCGGUCUUUGAUCCAAGGAGCAGGCAGUUUCUCAAGUUUGAACCUGUGGUUCAAUUUUCGAUCUUUGCCAUGGAGGGGGCAACAAAAUGGAACCCUGCCUGCCUGAAAGCAUCAGAUGAGGUCGGAUGGAUUUAUUGUCACUCGAGCAAACAUCAACGGCAAUUAAGUGCUGACCCUACAAUAUCUGCACUUGAGGUAGAACUUGCAAGAACUCAAGCUUGUAUUCACAAGCUUGAGACUGAGAGAGAGGCCUCAAAAAAGAAACUUGAACACUUCUUAAAGAACCUUAGUGAGGAAAAGGCCACAUGGCAGAGUAGAGAACGUGAGAAAAUCUGUGCUGUUUUUAAUGACAUGAAUGCUGACUUGAGCCAGGAGAGAAAAACACUUAAGAGGCUGGAAAUUGUGAAUUCCAAGCUGGUCAGUGAGCUGGCAGAUUCCAAGUUAUUGAUGAAACGUUAUAUGAAGGAUUAUGAGAGAGAGUGGAAGGCUAGGGAGUUAAUAGAGGAAGUAUGCUACGAGCUAGCAGAGGAAGUCAGAGAAGAUAAGGCUGAAGUAGAAGCAUUGAAGAGGGAGUGCAUGAAACUCUGUGAGGAAGUGGAAGAGGAGAGGAAGAUGUUGCAGAUAGCUGAGGUGUGGCGUGAAGAGCGGGUUCAUAUGAAGUUCGUUGAUGCAAAGAUAGCACUUGAUGAGAAGUAUUCUCAGAUGAAUAAGCUGGUAGCAGAUCUAGAGACUUUCCUGAGUUCGAAAGGUGCCAUCCCUGAUGCAGAGGAGAUGAGAAAAGCAGAGUUCCUUAGCCGAACUGCUAUUUCGGUCAAUAUUAAAGGAUGCAAGGAAUUUUUAAAUGAGCUUGAAGAUUUUAAUUUCGAUGAUGGCCGUGAGAGGGACAUUGGACCAUGUGUUGAACUCAGUCCCGGCAUCCUUGCCUCUGAGGUUCAUGCCAUGAGCUCCAAAGUCAACAUGUUCAAUAAAGAUGGUAAGCAGACACAUUCUAGUGCACAUUUGGAUCAGAAUGGUGAAGAAGAAGAAGAAGAUGGGAGCGGGUGGGAAACUGUGAGCCAACCCGAGGAUCAAGGAUCAAGUUAUUCACUUGAAGGGAGUGACAAUCCAUCUGUUAUUGAGAUUCAUCAUGGCGGUAAUGCAUCAGGGAGUCGAGCAGAAUGGGAAGAAAACGCAUGCAACAAGACACCAAUUACAGAAACUCGUGAAGUUGGGCGAGUGCCAAAGACAUAUUUGAAGAAGGCAUUAUCCAUGCCCUGGUUUUCAGGCUCAGGCUCAGGCCCAAAUGAUGGUGAAAACUAUAGGAUAAUGUCAGCGGAAGGGAUUAAUGGAGGCAGGCUGUCUUCUUGUAGCAGCAGCAUUUCCCCAGAUGGGGGCUCAAGUAAAAGUAGGCUUAGUUCUUCUUCAGAUUGGUGCUCGGUGGAGUCUGGAGGCGUCAAGGGGGGUACUACGCACGAGAGAAGUUCGAAGACGAAGCUUUUGGAGGGUAGGACAAAGCCAAAAAAUCGAAUUGAAGCAAGCAAGCACUUAACUUGAGCAGCGGAAGAGGUAGGUGGGGAGCAGCUGGAUGAUGACUGACUACUGACUCCUGACUACUGUUGUGGUGGUGGUGUUUCAUCCGCAAGGGAGGAGUAUUUGUAUUUCCACACUGCAUGCCGCCAGUUGCUAGUUGCCAAUAAAUAUAAUGCUCAAUGAAUGAUCUUUGAAUUUAGGUUUUACUUUGUAUUCUACUGGGACUGAUGGCUGUAUCAUUCAUUCAUGCAUGCUAUGGGAAUUGGGUCCAAUCUUUAUAUUAUAUAAUAAUAUGCUUCUUUGUACCCACCCUUGUCUUGUUUCCAAUCUUGAAUGAGUGAGUGAGUUGGAAUAAAAGUGAAAAAUUGCCCAAAAAGUGU
Messenger RNA from Diospyros lotus (date-plum), 2660 nucleotides. RefSeq lists its product as uncharacterized. The coding region runs from base 229 to 2304 and encodes 691 amino acids. The transcript is spliced from 3 exons. Lineage: Eukaryota; Viridiplantae; Streptophyta; Magnoliopsida; Ericales; Ebenaceae. The record is from RefSeq and is a predicted model, not a curated record.